AUGUGCACAUCCCCACCAGCUCGAAAAAUAAGCGAUUCCUCUGUCAUUCCGGACUACAAUAUUAUCCUUAUGGGUUCUCAUGGAGUUGGAAAGUCUGCUCUUGCACGAAAGUUUUUAAAAAAUAGUUUCUCUGAAAGUUAUCAGCCUACGGUGGAGGAAAUGUACUCAACAAUUCUUCAGACGAUAACCGGUUCUUGCAAACGACUAGUGCUAACUGACACAGCUGGACUCCAUCACUUUCCAGCAAUGCGAGAACUCCGGAUGCGGACGGGAGAUGCCUUCCUCUUGGUGUUUUCAUUCGACUCACUGGAGUCAUUUAAAGAAGCCCUGAGACUUCAUAAGAAGUUGAAGCAAGUUCGAGGUAAAUGUAUUAGUGACCAGUUUGAUGAUCAAGCGGUAAUUUUCAUUGGAAACAAGCUAGACCUUCUCUUCUCGUCGUCUGUGGGAAACAAACCUCCUGAAAACGACAGGAUCAAGAGAGAGGAACAUCGGAAGCAGCACGGAGAGGACAGUGGUUUGGCUGUUGCCGAAAUGGCUGCUAAUAUUUACCAAGAAGCGGAGGACACAUUUUCACAAAAACCAAACUUUCGAUAUAUCACCACAUCCGCCCGGAUUGGGCAUAAUGUCCUUGAACUCUUCCACCUCGUUUUAUGGCCUAUCGUGCAUGCAUCGACACAGCAGAAGCCUAUUUAUGAGGGUCGGAAAUACGGAUCUGCUGAGGAUAGUUCGAUGACUCGAAAGAUCAGCGCAGGCAAUAUCUUUCCGAAGAGAAUUCCUUUUGAAAUUCACUUUCCCCUUCGUCAACGGAUUCCGCUAGCUCAGACAACGGUAGAAAGUAAUAUCUCUGUGGAUGACAUACCUUCCGUACAUGUAAGUGUACCGGAAACAGACAAUGAACCCAAAACUCUGUUCCGCAGUUCAAUUGGAUCUCGACGUAAAUACAGCAUCAGCCUACGAUUGCUUCCUUCCAUCUCCUCUAAACAUCGACGAAAACAGACUGAGGACCUAAUGAACAAGCCAGCAAUCAGAAGUAGAUCGGUUGACAACUCUGCGCUGAAAAAAAUUAAAAGUCAUGAUGGCCUCAAAGACUUAAAUGCAGCCUUCUCUAUCCUUAACGAAAGUGGCAACAGUUCCGUCAGUAUUCAUUGCAUGUCUGAGGACAGUAAUAUCAACACACGCUCCGCUUCCUUUUGUUCAGGUGUGCCGUUUGCCUUCAGCAAUUCAAAGUAUGGUAAUUUCCUCUCACCCGGUCAAAUAAGUGAUGGCUGUUCAUCGCGGGGAUCAAUGGAAAUACCAACGCAAGCACUGGAUUUUGUGAAGGAGGUUGGUCGACUUCUAGAUCCAUCCAACAAGUCAGCAAAUGUUGCAGACUUUCGAAUACCCCAUACACCCUUUGUAGGUGGCCAGAGUAAAUCACCUGGAUCCGCCUGGGAACGAAUCCGAAAAAAGGGUGUCUUCUAUUAA
Dibothriocephalus latus is the source of this 1464-nucleotide messenger RNA. The record is from the annotation of a GenBank genome assembly. Lineage: Eukaryota; Metazoa; Platyhelminthes; Cestoda; Diphyllobothriidea; Diphyllobothriidae.